Salvelinus sp. IW2-2015 is the source of this 591-nucleotide messenger RNA. RefSeq lists its product as uncharacterized. NCBI's taxonomy places the organism in Eukaryota, Metazoa, Chordata, Actinopteri, Salmoniformes, Salmonidae. The transcript has a single exon. The coding region runs from base 1 to 591 and encodes 196 amino acids. The record is from RefSeq and is a predicted model, not a curated record. Gene Ontology annotation, molecular function: zinc ion binding; nucleic acid binding.
AUGCUAUCGCUGUGGAAACCAGGUCACGGUGCCAUGCUAUCGCUGUGGAAACCAGGUCACCGUGCAUGCUACCGCUGUGGAAACCAGGUCACCAAGCCAUGCUAUCGCUGUGAGAAACCAGGUCACCGUGCCAUGCUAUCGCUGUGGGAAACCAGGUCACCGAGCCAUGCUAUCGCUGUGGGAAACCAGGUCACCGUGCCAUGCUAUCGCUGUGGGAAACCAGGUCACCGGAGCCAUGCUAUCGCUGUGGGAAACCAGGUCACCGUGCCAUGCUAUCGCUGUGAAAAACCAGGUCACCGAGCCAUGCUAUCGCUGUGGGAAACCAGGUCACCGUGCCAUGCUAUCACUGUGGGAAACCAGGUCACCGUGCCAUGCUAUCGCUGUGGGAAAUCAGGUCACGGUGCCAUGCUAUCGAUGUGGGAAACCAGGUCACCAAGCCAUGCUAUCGCUGUGGGAAACCAGGUCACCGUGCCAUGCUAUCGCUGUGAGAAACCAGGUCACGGUGCCAUGCUAAUCGCUGUGAGAAACCAGGUCACCAUGCCAUGCUAUCGCUGUGAGAACCCAGGUCACGGUGCCAUGCUAUCGCUGUGA